Phyllostomus hastatus (greater spear-nosed bat) is the source of this 3302-nucleotide messenger RNA. It is a transcript of the gene PRKRIP1, whose product is annotated as PRKR interacting protein 1. Gene Ontology annotation, biological process: negative regulation of protein kinase activity. Gene Ontology annotation, cellular component: nucleolus. Gene Ontology annotation, molecular function: protein kinase binding; protein kinase inhibitor activity; double-stranded RNA binding. Lineage: Eukaryota; Metazoa; Chordata; Mammalia; Chiroptera; Phyllostomidae. The coding region runs from base 43 to 603 and encodes 186 amino acids. The transcript is spliced from 6 exons. The record is from RefSeq and is a predicted model, not a curated record.
GCCGUUGCCGCCACCGUCCGCUAGGGAAGCAGGAGCGCAGUCAUGGCGAGUUCUGCAGCCUCCGCAGUGCGACCGCCGAGGCCCAAGAAAGAGCCGCAGGCGCUCAUUAUCCCCAAGAAUGCGGCGGAGGAGCAGAAGCUCAAGCUGGAGCGGCUCAUGAAAAACCCGGACAAAACAGUUCCGAUUCCAGAAAAAAUGAGUGAAUGGGCACCUCGGCCUCCCCCAGAAUUUGUCCGAGAUGUAAUGGGUUCAAGCGCUGGGGCUGGAAGCGGAGAGUUCCACGUGUACAGGCAUCUACGCCGGCGAGAGUAUCAGCGACAGGACUACAUGGAUGCCAUGGCCGAGAAGCAAAAAUUGGAUGUCGAGUUUCAGAAGAGACUGGAAAGGAAUAAAAUUGCUGCAGAGGAGCAGACUGCAAAGCGUCGAAAAAAGCGCCAGAAGUUAAAAGAGAAGAAAUUACUGGCAAAAAAGAUGAAACUUGAACAGAAGAAACAAAAAGAAGGACCCAGUCAGCCCCAAGAGCAGCCGUCCAGUAGCUCUGAGGAGGCAUCCGGGACAGAGGAGGAGGAAGAGGAGGAGCCCAGCUUCAUCAUGCGGCGAUGACUGCAGGUCACAGUGGCUACCUGCAGCCAGGGCCUCAGAAAACCCUCCACACGAACCAAGGAGAAUGGAGGCUGUUUGAACUCGGUUUCUACCCCAAGCCUCGCUGGACACAACCAAGUGGGGAGCCAUCCCGACUGCCCGCGGCCCCGCCAGUAGGCAGGGCUCGGAGCCUGGGGGACAGAAAAGACUGUCUCCUGGACACUCAAGGGCAGUGCCAAGGAGAGCUCACUGAUGUUUCCGCUAAAAGCGGGGAAAUGUUUAACCUUCUUCUUCUCCUGGUGCUUGUUCCCACGUACUUAGACAUUGAUGAGUUUUGGGCUGAUUUCUAUGAAAGGAAUGUUUAUUUAGUAAAGAGCAGGAGAACUUUGGGUUUUGUUUGGACCUGUGAAAUGUCGAAGCUGUGGGGAAGGCUGUGAAAGAGGUGAUGGGCCUUUUCCCAGACUCACCGAGGGUGCUGGCCAUGGUUCUGCCACUGACUCACACUGCGGAGCACCUGACCCUCAUUUCCUCUGGCCCAGGGUGCAGACUGCACCCCAGAACACAUGCUCCCGCCCGGGCGAGCUCCCUGUACACACUGUUUUGGGAAGCCCUGGGCACAUGCAGAGGGAGGUAGAUGUAGGACGUGACCAGAGGGCUGGGCCAGAAGAACGGGGGCUGGGUGUGUGAAAAGAGCUUUCAGGGAAGAAUUGGAGACCAGAAAAAGCAGCAGAUGGCGCAUCCAGGCUGGGCCGAGCCGGAGGAGAGGGCAUGGGAACCCCAGCCAAGCCGGGAGCCGGACCGUUGGCUGGGAGCUGCGGUUCUGUCCCGAGGUCGAAGGGGCUCUAAACAGAAAGUUGGAGGCCGCCUUGCAGGCAGCAGGGGGGCAGAGAUGGCUUCUGAUUAGGGCCUCUGGUCCCUAUUUGGAUUAGUUUUCCCCAUCUCCAAGUUUCUAAGACUAUUCUGUGGCUUUUAUGGAAUUGGAUACAGUUAUGGAAAUUAGGGUUUUGUGUGACCGUUCCACCCUUCUUUCACUUUUGUGGUGCUGAUUUCCCUGGCACUGCUGCCCUAAGCCAGGUGGCAUCUGCGUGACUUCUGUCCUUUCAGCAGUGAAGUUACGAGUUUGGUUUUGUUUUUUAAACAGUUCCUUUAAAUUGCGAUACAUCAAAGUCCAGUUAAUAUUUAUUAAGUGAUUCACAGGAAUUUCUGUUUCCCAGGAAGCUGGAAGGGAAAGCUAACUCUGGUAAUCGGGCACACACCCUGGCUGCACAUCCGGAAACCCCUUUGUCUUCGGUCAGGGACUGGCUGGUCGGUUUGCAUUUUGUCUUUUGUUCCCUGCCUGUGACUCGCUGGUCUCCCUGUCUCCCUGCAGAGUGUGUGUGUGUCACAGCUCUUGCUCUGAGUCCAGCCUGGAUCUCUCGGCUAUUGUCUCUCCCUGGAGACUGGGGAGCGUGCCAGAGGUCGGAGCCGGAAGUGGGGAACUCGGGGCGAGUCACUUCCUGCCUCUGCCUGGUGCACCUGGCCAGGAGCUUUAGCGAGACACGUGCUGGGCAGGUGGGCAGAAGACCAAACAAAUAGGGGUGUGUAUAUUUUAUGCCUUUACUAGGUACCAGAAGAUGGUGUUUAGGUAGGAAACACCCUGUAGCAGUUUCUGACAGUUUUGAAGGGGUCAUCUGUACCUUAGAUUGAGUGACUCAGUCUUCCUUCUUUAAAGUGUUACUUGGGAAAGGGAACAAUUAGAUGUCCUCAGUGAGAAGGCAGUGGGUGAUACUGAGAGGACAGUCCCCCCUAAAGAACGCCACAAUUGGGGGGAAUCAUGAAAUAAUGCCCUUAUUGACUAGCUUGUGGGGGGGAGAAGUUAGACGACAAGGGUGUGCACAGCUUGGUUGUCUCAGCAGACCUGUGUGAAGAGGGUUCUGACGCACUGGACACUGGACCGUCCUUCGGUCAGUGCAUCACCAGACAUUUGCUGAGCAUAAACACUCGGUGGCAGCCCUGCGCCUAGUUAUUUGUAUCAGAAGACUGUUUGCCCUUUAAUUGGAGAUCCAGUAUAGAUUUACCAAACAAGAUUUAUAAACAGAGUUCUGGAAACUUGCCCAGGUCAGCCAGCAAAUAAGUGGUAGAGCUGGCCUUUGAACCCACUCAGUGUGACUCCAGAAUCCAUCACCCUCGUCCCUACAACCUAGCACUGCGAGCUCUGCUCUGGGGGAGGAGCCUUGCAGCCUCACCUGGUGGGGCGGGGCUCCCAGGGCUGCGCAGGGCUGUAGGCUGCAGGCCCCACCUCUAAUAUGACGCGCGUGCGUGCGUGCGUGCGUACACAAUAAUCAUAAAAUGUAGUUUUACGUAUAUAACUGAUUAUCAUUUUCCACAAAUGCCAUGUUUGUGACUUCACUAAAAUUUAUUUGUAAUCCCAAAAUUAAUAUUCGGGCUUUUGCUGUUAUUUUCAGACAUGCACAGAGUAGUAAAAAUUUGAGUUGCCAGCUGAGGUUAAACAAGGCUUUGCCUUCUUGUUCUGUCUCAAACUUACCUAUUUAAUGGCAAGUUUUUUCCAUUUUUUGCUAAUUGUUGGUGGUUGCUGUUUCAAAUGGCCCCCAAUUUCACCAUGUAAGUACACAGGAAAUGAGUCUCCCCAGACACCUAAUCUGCCAGCACCCUGACCUUGGACUUCCAAGCUUCAGAACUAUGAAAAGUAAAUUUCUGUCACUUAAAAUAAAUAUGUAAAA